AUAAUAUAUAUAUUGUGUUCUUCUUUUAAAUUGAAUAUAGGCCCAAAACCCUGUCACAGAUAUCAGGCACAACUGAAAUCAAAAGCUCUGAAUAUCCAAGAAGAAGAAUUAAAACAGGUGUGUCGCAUGCUACCAAAUCACAAUAAAGCAGCUCAGUCUUACUACACUCCUCUUGUAUUAGACACACAUGAGACUUCAGCUCACUCAAAAAUCAAGAUGAAAAGCAAAAAAAGCAAGAAAACCCGGCCCAAAAAGCUGAUGACCUACAUUCCUGUGGACAAUCAGGAAACAUCACCAGAAGAUCUGCUAAAGACACGUCAGAACAAAAUUAUUGUGGUUGGAAAACCUGCAAUUGGAAAGACAACUGUCACCCAUCAAAUGUUAAACCUCUGGACUGAGACAGUUUCAAAAGAACUGGAUUACAUGUUUUACUUUGACAUGAGAGAGAUGUCACGCAUUCAAAAUCCCAUGACUUUGGGAGGUCUUCUCUUUGACCUGUAUUGUGAGCCAGAAGAAAAUAAGACAGAGGUGUUAAAGGAUAUCAUGAAGAACUCUGAAAACGUCAUCAUCAUAUUUGAUGGACUCACAGAUCUCUCUUCUCCCUCAGUGGUAAAGAGACUUGUGGAGAAGGACCUCCUGUGUGACGCUAAGAUAGUGAUCACAUGUCGACCAGAAGUUGAAUCAGAAGAUGUCCUGUCAGAAUGGUCUACUCUGAGAGUGGAGGUGAAAGGCUUCAGUGAUGAGUCCAUCCGAAUGUACUUGAACAUGAUGCUGAGUGCAGAGCCAGAGUCCCUGAGCAGUGUUUUCAGCAAUCUGGAGUUGUUCAGUCUCUGCCAUGUCCCAAUGUAUGCGUUUAUGGUUGUUACGUGUAUUUCUUUCUGCACAGAAAAGGUUUUGAAACCUCUGUGCACAGUAACAGAGAUUUACAUAAACAUCCUACGCCACUGCAUCCGAAAACAUUGUGACAAAUCCUUAAGGCACCUGGAUAAAUGUGUCACUGUGAAUAAAGAAAACAUAAUGUCUUUGGCCAAAAUAGCUUUUACAGCAACACAACAGAAGAUGGUGACUUUUACAGAACUGAGUUGUGAAGAAAGCAAUGUUCAGUUAGCUUUUUUGAGAGCUAUCAUGGUUAGGGAUGCACCCACAGCUAUGAACAUCUCUUUCACAUUUUUUCAGCUCCUGCAGUCUGGUCCAUAGACCUCUCAGAUAGAAAUACCUCCCUCCUCCUAGAAGUGCUGAAACUCCAACCAAAGAAGAAACCAGUAGAUUUGAGGGGCUGGUCAGAUAAGGAUAGUGAAGUGAGGAGUUUCCUCCAGUGUCUGCCCUACAUCUCACAGCUCAGCUGUGAAGCUGGGUUCUUCCAGCAUGUGUGUGAAACCAUCCCUGUGAGGUCCAGAGAGGAGGCCCAGCAGCUGGUCCCUCUCGUCCAGGCCUUGAACUUCUCACUGGUGCUGAGAGGAAGGUUACCCAGACAAACCUGCAGGUCUGUAGGGAGGGUCCUGGGCCUCUGUGCCUCCACAGUGGAUCUCACCAUAACCCCGAGCGAGAUAUCUCUCAAAGGAGCUGGACUUCUCCUCACACAUAUAGCACGGUUACACAAGCUCAGACUGAAUGAGUCCAUGGCAGUCCACCUGUCCAGACUGUUGAGGACAGGUAAACUUGCUUCUCAAGUGACCAUUAAGGAGCUCUCCCUGGUGUCAGAGAAAGUCUGUCUGUCAGAAGCAGCUCUGUUCAGGGUUGUGAGCCGUGUGGCUUCCCUGUUGAGACUCUGGUCAGUGCAGUGUCUGGAUCUGACUGAAUUCUCCAUCCAUCCUCACUCUCUCAUCACACUUCUGGGCCACCACGGCCCUCUGACUCUCAGACUGUGUUCCGAAGCUGUGCAGCAGCUGGCUGUAGUUGUGUAUGAAGCUCAGGACAAGCAGCUGACUUGACUGGAGAAGCUUGGUAGAGACCUGACCUGCUCUCUGGACUGGGAAGUUCUCCUCUAUUUGAUGCAAAAUUCAACCAGGAACACCAAAAUUCCGGUGGACCUCAGGAAACUCAAGCUCUCAGAGAAGAACACCUCGGAUCUUCUAUGUUUUCUAGACAGGAUUGUUAUAAAGAGGCCCAGUACCAGCUUUAUGUUGUCCACCAUCAGAGAGAUGUAUGCAAGUCGGGCCAGUGACCGUGUGUCCAGUUUGUUGUGGUCACUAAACCAUGUUAUCAACCUGAACAGCAGAGAGCUGAACACUGUGGACUGUGCUGCUCUGUGCUUCACCCUCCAACACAGCCGUGCCAGAGUCCAACUCAGUCUGCUGUGGACCUCCGUACCACCGGGGGCGAUAGAAAGAAUCCUGCCUCUACUGGACAGAGUCUCGCAUCUCAAUGUUGACAGGAGGCUACUGCUGACUUUCCUCCGCUGUAGCGCUGCCUCUCCUGUCCAGCAGAGGGCAGCAGCAGCAUCUCUCUCAGCAGCACUGCUCAGGACUCUGCAGUUCAGGCUGGAUCUGUCCUGCUCCUCUGUGGACCUGUCUGAACAGGAGCUGCUGAGAGACAGCUACAUUACCAGUAAAGCCUUGUUGCUCCGGCUAAUGGAGGAGUGUGUCACAUGGGUGUCGGCCCCACGCUAUGCUGAUUCCCUCUGUGGUGCCCUGGGGAGGGAGCUGGACCUCAGUGAGACCAGGCUGGAUGAGAGGGCCUGUGGGUCUCUGGCCCUGGUUCUGGAACAUUCUGAGGGCCUGUCUGAACUGGACUUGAGUCACUGCCAACUUACAGACCAGCACCUGGAGCUCCUGCUUACACACCUGCACAAAGCACAAGUCCUGGACCUGAGUCACAAUGACAUCACUGAUGCUCUAUCAGACAGAAUACUCCAACUGGUUUCCAUCAACAGCUCCAUUAGUGCUGUGCGGCUCUUCAAUAACAGGAGUCUGGACAAAGAGCCCUUCCAGACAGACAAGAGGUUUGAGAUCUGGUGAUCCAACUAGCAUCAGGCAGUUUAUACUGAAGAACUGCUGGGAAAAUAUCUCUCUACGUAUUUUCAUAACUCCUUUACCCCAAAGCCAUAAUAAAAGGAUAGUAGUGGAACUAGGAGGCACUGUGGAACUCUGUUUUAACAUUGCAGACCUUUGGCAUUAUAAUUCUAAUCCUUCUAAUCAUCCAUUAGUCUUCUAAGGCAAUUAGCAAACACAAUGUACCAUUCGAACACAUACAGUAAUAGUUGCUGGAAAUGGGCUUCUAUACACCUAUGUAGAUAUUUCAUUAAAAACCAGACGUUUCCACCUAGAAUAGUAAUUUACCACAUUAACAAUGUAUAGUGUAUUUCUGAUUAAUUUAACAUUAUCUUCAUUGAAAAAAACAGUGCUUUUCUUUGAAAAAUAAGGACAUUUUUAAGUGACCCCAAACUUUUGAACGGUAGUGUAUAUUCCAUAUAUAUUAUAUUUAUAUAUUAUAUAAUCCAAUCUAUAUAUUAUGUGUUCUUACAAACAAUGUGUGUAUGUAUUCUACCUGUAGCAUGUUCAUGUUCACUAAUGGAUAAUUCGGUAAAUUCAAAUUUAAAAAGGCGGCAUAAGGGCAACAAAAAAGAGAAAAUGUUCUUUUAGUAAAGACUGCCUAGGACAUACCUGGGUGGGGCCGAUAGAAGGGUUAGGGUUAGUUGGACUUGGUCAGAACUGUUUCAAAAAUAGUUAUCUGCAUGAUGCCUGCUGCCUUUGGGCUCAGGGAUGUUGAAUUUAAAUGACAUGUAAAAUUAACAUGUUAUGUUACAUUGUGAUGUAAUGGUGUUUUCUGGAAGGUACUAAAGAACAACGCAUAAUACAAAUGUUUUUAUGAAGUUAGAUAGACAUUAUAUAAGUUUCAGGUUGUUUUAGUGUUGAUAACAUGUCCCACAUAGUCCCACACAAACU
Osmerus eperlanus (European smelt) is the source of this 3884-nucleotide messenger RNA. RefSeq lists its product as uncharacterized. The transcript has 9 exons. The record is from RefSeq and is a predicted model, not a curated record. Lineage: Eukaryota; Metazoa; Chordata; Actinopteri; Osmeriformes; Osmeridae. Bases 1992 to 2957 code for a protein of 321 amino acids. Gene Ontology annotation, molecular function: protein binding.